Zea mays is the source of this 1343-nucleotide messenger RNA. RefSeq names its product phosphoenolpyruvate carboxylase kinase 3. Gene Ontology annotation, molecular function: protein kinase activity; ATP binding. The record is from RefSeq and is marked validated. NCBI's taxonomy places the organism in Eukaryota, Viridiplantae, Streptophyta, Magnoliopsida, Poales, Poaceae. Gene Ontology annotation, biological process: protein phosphorylation.
AACCCAAACAACAGAGAGAGAUUUCUGAACUAUGAGUGCGGAGCUGAAGAGGGACUACGAGAUAGGCGCGGAGAUCGGUCGUGGCCGCUUCGGGGUGGUCCACCGCUGCACGUCCCGCGCCAGCGGCGAGGCCUUCGCCGUGAAGUCCGUGGACCGGUCGCGGCUGGGCGACGACCUCGACCGCGAGCUCGCUGAGCUCGAGCCGAAGCUGGCGCAGGUCGCCGGUGCGGGCAACCCGGGCGUGGUGCAGGUGCACGCGGUGUACGAGGACGAGGCGUGGACGCACGUGGUGAUGGACCUGUGCGCGGGGCCGGACCUGCUGGAGUGGGUGCGCAUCCGGCGCGGCGCGCCCGUGCCGGAGCCCGUGGCGGCCGCCAUCGUGGCGCAGGUGGCGCAGGCGCUCGCGCUCUGCCACCGCCGCGGGGUCGCCCACCGCGACGUCAAGCCGGACAACAUCCUCAUCGACGCCGCCGCCGCCGCCGCCGGGACCGACGGCGACGGCGACGGCGAGGACGAGGAGGAAGAGGGCGGCGACGGAGAGGCCGAGGCGGCGCCGCGCGCGCGCCUGGCGGACUUCGGGUCGGCGGCGUGGGUGGGCGCCGGCGGGCUCGGGCGCGCGGAGGGCCUGGUGGGGACGCCCCACUACGUGGCGCCCGAGGUGGUGGGCGGCGGCGAGUACGGCGCGAAGGCGGACGUGUGGAGCGCCGGCGUGGUGAUGUACGCGCUGCUCUCGGGCGGCGCGCUCCCCUUCGGCGGCGAGAGCGCCGCGGAGGUGCUGGCGGCCGUGCUGCGGGGCAGCGCGCGCUUCCCGCCCCGGCUGUUCGGCGGGGUGUCCCCCGCGGCUAAGGACCUGAUGAGGCGCAUGAUCUGCCGCGACGAGUGGAGGAGGUUCACCGCCGAGCAGGUCCUCGCUCACCCGUGGAUCGUGAGCGGCGGCGGAGCCCGUGGCAUGGAGCGGCCAACCUGAGGCGGCGCGCGGCAUACCAUACCAGCAGACCAUGGCGGGCGGACGUGUAUUGCCGUAGAGACACAGAUACGGCAAGGAAUCCCGACGUUAUGUGCAGAGGUUUUGUUACGUGCGUACGGACCAGAGAAGGAGAGACGGCAGCUGCUGCCGGCUGCAGAGUAGCAUCCGUAGUCGCAGACUCGGUAGCAGAGCAGAAGGAUCGGCAAGAAGCUUUAGUAGGCACUAGGCAGGCAUUUGGUUUUCCUCAGCCCACCGGGAGAUGCUCUUUACCUAUGAGCACCCAGUCCUUUUUUGGACGUGCUGGUAGCUGGAUGUGUAUAUACACUGACCGUCUUUGUACAAACCGAGUGGUUGAAUAAAUAAAUAAAUAAAUAAA